AUGGGCCAUAUCUGUGCUUUACCCAACCGGUCUAUCUCGCCAGAAGAGGCUUUCAUUGCAAACGAUAUCGUGGUCUUCUGUGGUCAGAACGCCUGCUCAUUCACUAAAUACCGCGACUUUGCUAUAGCGCUAGGCAAAGCAUUGAACGUGGGAGGUCGACCGAUUCUGUCUCAAGUCAGAGCCUCGUUCUCAGUCCUGGCACUCAUAAACCCAAAUAGUGCAAGUGAUGUGGCCCAGCUCGCUGAGCGUCGGUGGACACGUCAGCAGCUCGGUGGCAUACCACUGUGUGAGCCGCUCGAAAGCCUACUGGACAAUGUGCAUCUUCAGGUGGCGAAGAUCAGAACCGGUUCGAAUACCGGCUAUGACUCCAGAAGGGAUCUUCUGAAAGUCUUGGCGCGUGGCAAUAUCACAGAUGCCAGUGACCCGCGGGAUUACAUCUACGCACUUCUGGGCCUGCCGGACUCCAUCACUCGUCGCUCCGGUGACAAGCCUGAUAAUGUCGCCAAUGACAAGAUAAGCCUGAUCAUAGACUACACUAGGAGCUCGCCGAAGUGUUCACAGACGUUACCAGCAUAUUGUGAAAAGCACUGA
Messenger RNA from Recurvomyces mirabilis, 591 nucleotides. RefSeq lists its product as uncharacterized. NCBI's taxonomy places the organism in Eukaryota, Fungi, Ascomycota, Dothideomycetes, Mycosphaerellales, Teratosphaeriaceae. Bases 1 to 591 code for a protein of 196 amino acids. The record is from RefSeq and is a predicted model, not a curated record. The transcript has 2 exons.